UCGAAUCCACAUCAACAAACAAACCGGCGGAACUCAUGUUCUCAGGGUUCCUGCUAGCUCGCUGGCUAGUUGCAUCGGGCAAACCUAACCUUACCAUUUGAGACGGCUUCUCCCUGCGAGACGAAUUUCAGACUUACUAUAGUAACGUCGUGCCAUAUUGUUUAGCCGAAAGACUGCAAAAUGGUUGUACUUAACAGUAACAACAGCAGCAAUGAAGAACAAGAUGUAAUCUUGAUAGAAGAGCACAGCUCAUCCUUGCCCAGCUCACCUGACAAACGAAUCUCUCCAGCCAAAAAGAAGCAGUACUUUAUAAGGCAGGCCGUUCGCAACUCUGACCUCACGCCCAGAGCCAAGGGCAAAAAAAGCCAGAGGAGACAAGAGAACACUCGUUACCUGGCUAAUCUUCUGGAGCGGGAUGAGUGCUCCAAAGACGAGGCUGAGGCAUGUGAGACAGCCUCACCCACAGUCUUCACUGAGGCUUGCACCAAUGAAAACCUUGUGGAGUAUUGGAGUGACUUCAUGAACCACUCAGGAGAGGAGCAGGAGAAACUCCUAGCCCUGCUGGAGGAGGAGGCGAGGAGGCACAACUCUAGAAAGGCCCCCAAAGAUCAGAGAGAAGUGAACCCUGCCUACACUGCUCAGGAAUGCUUCCGAAGGAUUGACCGGAGGCUGCGUGCAACAUUGAAACGAAAGCGUAUUCCCAUAGUGACUCUGGAGAUUCUGGAGACUGACCUACUAACCUUUUUUGGGGCUACACCUCACUCUAUCUAUGUCACCAAACUUGGCAGCAGUUUUGAGAGGCUGCUGCUUCAUGCUGUCUGCCAGUAUAUGGACCUUGUUUCAGCCAGCUAUGAUUGUAAUGGUGCUCGGCAGACAAGGGUCAUCAACAAACGGGAGGAGUUUCUGCCCCCCUGCCCGCUGCUCUCAGCCUAUGUGGAACAGAUGAGCUGAAAAGACUGCCACCUUCUAGCCCUGCCACAUAAACUGGCCAGUAUGAGUUCUAGAAGCAGCUUUAAGUAAACAGGCUUGUAAGCCUACUGUCUGCCAAUUAUGUUAGAAAGCCUUUGUUUAUGAGAGUGAGAGUGGGCCACCAUGUUCUUUAGUAGACUCCUGCACUAGCUACCUAAAUGGUCAGUUGUACUGGAAACCUUUGACUCAGUGUAAUUUUAAUUUGUUUGAUAACGCACAAAUUCUAUAUGGUCCACAUUGAUAUUCAAGGCAGUUGUAUUGUUUUGUCACAAAAGGCUUUUAUAGGUGCUAUCAGUGAAUUUAUCUCUUGCCACAUCUUUGCUACUAAAUAGAAACCUGCCUAAAAAUAUUAUAACAUGAUACUGAUUCGAUUUUUGUGAUACCACUAAAAGUGCUACUAAGUUUUAUGUGGUAGUUUUUGUCCACAUUGAUUAGGUACAAGAUGAAGCAUGUUUUGUACAUUCUUUACCAUACUUUUUGAUUUUGGAAUAGAUAUGGGUUACUCUGAUCUAGAUAAAUCUUCUCCGUAUGUGUCAUGUAAAUAUGUUGUAUGAAUAGAUCAGUUUAGCCAGAGCCGUGUAGAGAGAGUUGUGUCAACGGAAGUUCAAAAUUCUUGAUGAUCACAUGAUUCACGUAGACUUCAGAUAGUUCCAGUAAGUUCUUUGCGGGCAAUUUAAACCCAUAAACACAGAGUGACAGAGCUGAAAUGAGCACUGAACUAUAAGCUGCACUUAUUUUAUUUAUUGUAUUGUAUCUUAUUGUUAUUGUAUUGCAUUGAAUGGCACAGAGUUCUGCGUUCAACUCUUUCUUUUUCUCUUGGUGU
Messenger RNA from Pygocentrus nattereri (red-bellied piranha), 1792 nucleotides. It is a transcript of the gene r3hdm4, whose product is annotated as R3H domain containing 4. The transcript has 8 exons. Bases 181 to 951 code for a protein of 256 amino acids. The record is from RefSeq and is a predicted model, not a curated record. NCBI's taxonomy places the organism in Eukaryota, Metazoa, Chordata, Actinopteri, Characiformes, Serrasalmidae. Gene Ontology annotation, molecular function: nucleic acid binding.